CCCGAUCACUCAUCUCUAAAGUUUGACAAAUUUGGCAUCCAUAGUUCGACCUCUUUUUUCCGUUGCGCAGCAAUCCGACUUUCUGAAAAUGUCCAACGUCCCUGCCAUCCUUAACGCCACUGAGGAAGACCUCCAGCUCCUCCUUAGCGCUCAGUGCCACCUUGGUGCUAAGAAUGCCACCUCUGUCAUGUCUCCUUACGUCUACAAGCGCCGUAACGAUGGUAUCCAUAUCAUCAACCUCGGUAAGACUUGGGAGAAGCUUGUCUUGGCUGCCCGUAUCAUCGCUGCCAUUGAGAACGACAUCGUUGUCAUCUCUGCCCGUCCCUACGGUCACCGUGCUGCCUUGAAGUUCGCCAAGUACAUCACCCGUUCCUUCAAGGAGCCCCGUCUCAUCAUCUCCACCGAUCCCCGCUCUGACUUCCAGGCCAUCAAGGAGGCUUCCUAUGUCAACAUCCCCGUCAUCUCUCUUGCUGACACUGACUCCCUUCUCCAGUUCGUUGAUGUUGCCAUCCCCACCAACAACAAGGGUAAGCACGCUCUCGGUCUUAUCUACUACCUCUUGACCCGUACCGUCCUCCGUCUCCGUGGUACUCUCGAGUACAACCAAGCCUGGGACGUUAUGGUUGAUAUGUUCUUCUACCGUGAUCCCGAGGAAGCUGAGAAGGAAGCUGCCGCUGCCGCUGCUGCUGCCGCUGAAGGCGAGACUGAGUUCGCUGCUGCUCAAGAGUCUGAGUGGGCUGCUGACAUCGCCGCUGAAGGCCCCGCUGCCAUCGCUGGUGCCGCCGACUGGACCGCUGAGACCACCGCUGCUGACUGGGCUGAGGAUGCCAACGCCCAGGCUUCCUCCAGCUGGGACGCAUAAAUUGUUGAUCAUCUAGAAUCAACACUUUUUCAUUAGAUCCACACUGGCGCACUAAACGUUGCGCCUUUUUAGAUUGCUUGCGAAAAUAAAAAAAUCUAUUAUUGUAUUUUGUUGCAUUGGGUUUUGG
This is a messenger RNA of Umbelopsis ramanniana AG, 989 nucleotides long. RefSeq lists its product as uncharacterized. The transcript has 6 exons. The record is from RefSeq and is a predicted model, not a curated record. Gene Ontology annotation, cellular component: 90S preribosome; ribosome; cytosolic small ribosomal subunit. Bases 89 to 862 code for a protein of 257 amino acids. Lineage: Eukaryota; Fungi; Mucoromycota; Umbelopsidomycetes; Umbelopsidales; Umbelopsidaceae. Gene Ontology annotation, molecular function: structural constituent of ribosome. Gene Ontology annotation, biological process: ribosomal small subunit assembly; cytoplasmic translation.